UCAGAACUACAGGAGGACAAUUCUGGCACAUCUUUAACCUCGCCCGCAUUUGUAAAUCAUAAACCCUCCAUUACUCCAUCAGAGGAGGCGGACGAAUCGAGCAGCGAGUUCCUCGUAGUUCGUUUACUCCGGUACGAAUCCCUACCAGCCUGUCAGGUCCCUCCUAUGCUGCAGGUUAGAGUUCGCCUGCCAGGAACCUCUGCAACCACCACAUCAAUGCUGCCUGAUGGACAGAGUAACCAGCAGCAACAGCACUCCCCCACACCCCGAGAAGACUUGGCUGCUGGAUGCGAGGAGGUCGGAGAGGCAACUGUUAUUACUAUAGACCCUCAUUUUGAUGAAAUUUUAUCUUCUCGUGUACCAAAAGAAGAUAAGAUGCCAGUCGGACUCAUUCGCAAGGCUUCUGCUACUCUCCGGCCUCCGAUGACUAGCUGCGCUUUGCCCGUGGACGAGAUAAACCCAAAGCUUUUAAUUUCUUCAUCCCGGAAGGGCUUUCCUAUCCCCAAAAUUUAUCAACAGUUUCGGCGAGAAACCUUGGUACCAGUUGGACAUACUAAUGAUGCAACUAUCGAUCCGAUUGAGCGAGUACUUAGGGUAGCAUCUGGUGAUCCAUAUGAAGAGGAAACUUUCGGCGGCAGCUUUUUAACUGGUUUGCAGGGUUCGCCAACCGACAGACCUGGGCAGAAACUGAGGCCGGCUGGAUCACUAUCUGGGGCUAGACAAAUCACACACGAAGAUCUGACGCCAACACAUCGUCUCCUUAUACAUGACGUAAAGUUGCGCUGGAAUGAGGCAAAUCGAGACCUUGUCUACACGAUGAUGGAUACCUACCAGCAUGCACGAGCUCUAAAACGCAACCUUUCUUCUCAAGCAAUCCGAACCAUCAAUCUGCAGCCGGUUAAUGGUGCUGGAGUUGGCACUAGUGGUGAAGUUGGUGUUGGUGGUGGCCAUUUUGGAGGCGGCACUCUCUUUAACUCCCCAAACGCUGGACCAGCCACCUUUAACUCUUCCGCAGGACUUGUACCCGCGUCUGCUGGAGCCACAGCCGUUAUGGGGCAGGUUGGAUUGGAUUCACCCAAUGAGACUGCCUCGUCUGGCAGAGCCAUUUGCACAGCGAUUCAGUCACAAGAAGCAGGUUUUUCAUCUGAUCCAAUGCAACUUGUCUCAGUGGCUUCUGAGAAGAGUGUCAGUCUGGGUGCCUCCAGUAGUCCACUCGGCCUGCCGAUGCUGCCUGAGUCGCCUAUUGACACUGCAUCUCUUUCACCAAAAGCACCACCAGCUCAGCAACAGCGUCCACUGUCAGAACUCUCCUCUUUCAGGUACAUCCCUACAAUCAACAGCAUUCCGAUGCUAGCCCAACUGCUUGAGGAGGUGGACACGGCCAAAUUCUAUGCCUACUGCGAAGAGGUGCAAACUAAUGUUCUUAACUUUAAUCACAGCUCACGUCUGUAUCAAAAUGAACUUUUCCAAGACUCUUCAGCUAUAAGCAUCCAUACAACUUGCCUCUUUCUCACCCUACUCUCUCAGCUAGACUGUUGCUAUUGUCAAUCGAUGGCCACCGGAGGCGUGGUUGCUAAAUUAUUACAUGCUUGA
Molecule: messenger RNA, 1593 nt
Organism: Protopolystoma xenopodis
Lineage: Eukaryota; Metazoa; Platyhelminthes; Monogenea; Polystomatidea; Polystomatidae
Source: the annotation of a GenBank genome assembly